AUGCCCCUCCGCAGCUCGCUUCUGAACCGUGAAAGCUUAGCACGCUUCUGUUUAUCCCGAACCCCAGAACCGCGUGGUCCAAGGAUGGAAAACCUGGUUCCGCCAUCCUUAAUCCACUCCGAAAGACUACACCUUUCCGUCUUUCAACCUCUUUCUCUUAGUUAUACCCACAGUCUUUACAUUCGAAUCUCACAAUGGUUUCUAAAAGUCUUGUCAUUCUUUUCGCCACGCUCAUUACUUGCAUUCGUUCAGAUUCUAUUUCCUCAGGUAUCUUCCUUGGAUUCGUUUACACGUGCUCGGCUAACCCUCAAAGCACCAGCGCUCACUGCGGAUCAUUCCAGGCCGUCAGAUCCGUCCACAACGAUUGAAGAUCCAACAAAUUGUUGCUUCGUGAUCCAAGAGACGGUUAGCGCUGAAUACUGGCCAGUAGCGAAUGUGACAUACACAACUAAGGAAGUAAACCUAACCUCAAUUACCACUUUGAUCACACCCUACCGAAAUGGAACUUCCACAAACAUUGUCACAAAUGUGUACACCACGAAUGCUUCAUUCCCAGUCACUAAGACGCUGGGGAACCCCAUUGCAGACUACCCAAACAAUGGUUUUUACAUGACGGAGUCCGACACAUGGCUGAGAGGUACUGCUGUUACCACAGCUGGGAUUACGAUACAAUCCCCACAGGCAUACUAUGUCUACACAACAGUGAAGAUCAUCACCGCCAGACCCGUCGUGGCCACAGAUGGACAAACAAUGUGUGGCACCGUUUCCUCUUGGCCGAGACCGAAUUUCUAUAAAGUCCAAGCCACGUUCGAAAACAUCAAUUCCAACGCAGAAGCAUACUUUGGAGGCUCAUCAAUCGGUGGUGCGCUCGCGCUCCCCACGUUGACGGCUACGCACAUCCGUUUCAGCCUCUUCGGCUCUGAAUCAGUCACAUACACAGCAACGGAAACCUCAAUGGGAAUGUAUUUUACCGACCUCCGAGGCCACACCGUGGAACCAACCAUGGCUUCUUCUGGCCUAGAAAUCACACUUACAACGCCAUUCAUCUACCAACCUACCCGCGGUUCCAACCCUGGAACCGAAGACCCACGAGCCUGCUUCCAAGGAGGCGGAACCGAGAACUUCGGCUACAUUCCUCAAACACUCGUCGAUUAUCUUGCUCAAGAUCCAUAUUACGUAUCCCUGUAUCCAGACCUGACAUCCUGCCUCCCGGCCGGACCAUCGAUCCUCCCGGUUUACAAUCACUGCGAAGUGCCUUUGCAAAUUGUCAUUCAGAGUGCUGUUGGAGGUGAUUUGACAGAGAGCACUGUGUCUACUAUUAUUCCUUCGGGCGUGAAUGCUGUUGAGAUGAUCCCGAGUACUACUGCACCGAUUCCUACCCCGCAUGACACUCCGCCACCUACUCCAUCCGUGAGCCCGAUUAUUGCACCUCCGGGAGGCGAUUCAGUGGGUAGUACCACGACUGUGAACGGAACGCCUGUUAUUGUGAUUCCCCCAACGUCAAUCCCAGUCCAGAACGCACCUCCAGGACUUACAGGAAGCACCAAAGUCGUCGACGGAACAUCUUUCUUGGUGAUUCCCAGUCAAACCACAAUCCCGGCUCUUCCAGGCAGCAUAACGGUUGUCUCCGGUUCUACCUUUGCAGUCUUCACCGGUCCCACCACAGUUGCUGCAAAUCCCAACCUAGCAUUGGAAGGAAGUACAACUGUGAUAUCAGGCACGACAAUGGUAGUUCUUUCUUCUGCGACUGCUGUGCCCGUCUUGCCUGGAAGCUUGACGAUGUUGUCUGGUUCCCUGUAUGAUGUUUUCACCGGCCCAACGACGGUUGCAGUCAAUGGAGAAUUUUCAUUGAAUGGGAGGACCACGGUCAUUGGAGGUGUGACGGAAGUAGUGCUUGAUAAACCGACGACAGUUGCGGUUAACAUUCCAACGGGGCAGAGCUUUGUGCAAGUGUCAGGAGCAAUGAGGGGGAAGAACUCGAUCUUUCGAUUUGUGGUUGAUGGGGCGAGAGGUUUUAGAGCAAGGUUUCGUUAGAAAGUGAGGGAGAGAUGCGGGUAGUUUGUAACGGAUAAUCUGGGAUUAGCAAGGAGUUAUGGGAAAUAAAGCAUCAUAGAGAUAUUUACC
Molecule: messenger RNA, 2124 nt
Organism: Hyaloscypha bicolor E
Lineage: Eukaryota; Fungi; Ascomycota; Leotiomycetes; Helotiales; Hyaloscyphaceae
Exons: 2
Coding region: 1-2034 (677 amino acids)
Source: RefSeq, a predicted model, not a curated record